Durusdinium trenchii is the source of this 595-nucleotide messenger RNA. The record is from the annotation of a GenBank genome assembly. NCBI's taxonomy places the organism in Eukaryota, Dinophyceae, Suessiales, Symbiodiniaceae.
GUUUGAACACGACUCAAGACAAGUUCGAUGCCUUCCGGUGAUGCACCAUGUCAGCUUGAGGCUUUAAAGGAUGGUCAGAGAGAUGCCGUGGCCGCAUUGGCAGAGCGUUUGAGAGAAAAGGAGAAAGAUGUCGGCGAAGGCCUCUAUGAUGAUUCGUUGGCAUUGGUGCGCUACCUCCGCGCCAGGAGCUGGGAUGUUGAUCGGGCUGAAACCAUGAUUCGAGCAACUGGCACCUGGCGCAAGGACUUUGGAUUUUCAAACAUUUUCACCGGUGAGUGCGCCGACGAAAUUGCACAAGAAGCCCAUUUGGGAAACAUCUAUGUCCGUGGUUAUGAUAAGCAGGGCCGUCCGGCACUGUACUUCAAGCCGGGCAGAGAAGGUUUCAAUGCCGAAGCGGCAGGCAUCAAGUAUUUGGUCUAUUGCCUCGAACGGGCAAUUGCAUGCCUAGAGAGGCAAGCCAAGCUGGGUCAAUUGAGCCUAUCCCCUGAGGAUCCAGUGGCUCGAAAAUUUGUCCUACUCGUUGACUUUCACGGUGUUGGACUUGGUAGCUUGGUACCUUUAACCAUCGUCCGCGACCUCAUGGUCAUUAUGCAGG